AUGAGCCUUGAAGUGACGCCUGAUGGAAAGCAGCUGCGAGUGUCAUGGCUUCAGGAGCCACACGUUAGCGUCUUCGAUCUGGAAUGGCUGCGCUACAAUUCCUACAACCCUCCUUUGCGCAAGGCUAAGGAAAGACCUCAACUCUUGUGGCGGGCCGACGAUCUCGUACAGAAUUUACCCGUCGUUCCAUACGCAGAAGUCAUGGAAGACGACAAUCUGCUCAAAACGUGCCUGUUGCAAAUUGAAACUUUUGGAAUCAGUUUCAUUGACGGCAUUCCAUCCACCGUAGAAGCGACCGACGCUCUAGCUCGUCGCAUCACCUUCGUUCGUGAAACUCACUACGGCCAAACGCAUCUUAUUUCUGCGGAUCUUGCCCACGGAGACGCAGCAUUCAUGCCUGUUCACCUUCCGGCUCACGCCGAUACUUGUUACUUUACGGAUUCCGUAGGGCUCCUGAUGAUGCAUGUGCUGCACCAUACAGGCGGUACGGGCGGCGAAUCCACUUUUGUUGACGGCUUUGCCGUGGCUGAACACCUCAAGAGGGAGCACCAGUGGGCAUACAAAGUGUUAACCAAGGUCCCCGUGAGUUUCCAUUCGGCAGGUGACGAGGAAACGUUGGUGGAGCCAAUCCACGCCUCUUCAAUCCUGCGCGAGCACCCGUUGACAGGAAAGCUUCUCCAAAUCCGACACAACAACGAGGAUCGCUCCGUGCUGCGGGAAGUGGACCCGCACGAUGUGUCGGCUUUCUAUGCAGCUUUAAAGCUAUGGACCGGCCUACUCAAAGAUCCCGUGUUUGAGUACCGCAUCAAGAUGCCCCGCGGGUGCGCGGCCAUGGUGGAUAAUUGGCGUGUUCUGCAUGGACGUACGGCUUUCACUGGAUCUAGAGUCAUUGCCGCCAGUUACCUGAAUCGAGAUGAUUACAAGAGCAGGGUGAAAACGCUCCUGGAUGGCAAUGUUUCCAAGCGCUUCUUGUAA
Molecule: messenger RNA, 975 nt
Organism: Spizellomyces punctatus DAOM BR117
Lineage: Eukaryota; Fungi; Chytridiomycota; Chytridiomycetes; Spizellomycetales; Spizellomycetaceae
Product: trimethyllysine dioxygenase
Exons: 5
Coding region: 1-975 (324 amino acids)
Biological process (GO): carnitine biosynthetic process
Cellular component (GO): mitochondrion
Molecular function (GO): iron ion binding; trimethyllysine dioxygenase activity
Source: RefSeq, a predicted model, not a curated record